Molecule: messenger RNA, 1378 nt
Organism: Paraphaeosphaeria sporulosa
Lineage: Eukaryota; Fungi; Ascomycota; Dothideomycetes; Pleosporales; Didymosphaeriaceae
Product: cellulase
Exons: 3
Coding region: 1-1308 (435 amino acids)
Biological process (GO): cellulose catabolic process
Molecular function (GO): hydrolase activity, hydrolyzing O-glycosyl compounds
Source: RefSeq, a predicted model, not a curated record
AUGAUUACGGCUUUUUGCCUUACGGUGCUGUGGGCUGGUGUGGGCGCCUUUCCUUCGAAAGGGGAACAACCACUGGCUGCCUGUGCGGAGCCCGUUGCUCUUAAUGCUUCAACAAAUAUCUGGCUGAGCUACACACUUCACCCGCAUAGUAUCUACAGACCUUACUACGCGGCUGCUGCUGGAAUCGUCAACGAUACGGUAUUGAAAGACAAAGCCAUCAAGGUGGCUGAGACAGGGACUUUUCUGUGGAUCGAAUCAAACGAUGACAUCUUGAAGAUCGAUCAAGCUAUCCAAGACGUACCCUGUGGAAAUGUUCUCGGCCUCGUCAUUAAUGGUCUUUCACAUGCGGGGUGCGAUGAGACCAUUGGGGAGACGCCGGGGGCGAAGGGGACGAAACGUCAAUCCGAAUCGUAUUUAGAAAGCUUUAUUGCCCCCAUCGCAAGGCGCAUCCAGCAAUACCAAAACACAGCCUUCGCACUUAUCAUCGAACCCGAUAUCCUCCCCUUUGUAGUCCGCAACCCCUACUACAAAGAGUGCACUACAUCGCAGCUCGAAUACCGCUCCUCCAUCCCCCAAGCCCUCAAAGCCCUCGACUUACCCAACACAAUCACCUACCUCGACGCCAAACACGCCGGCUGGUUCGGAUGGAAUCCCAACCGUACCCCUUACGACACCAAAAACAUCGCCCGCGAACUCACCGUCGCAUGGGAGCGCGCAGGUGGCGCCGCACUGAAGCAGUUCCGUGGCGUGUCCGUCAACGUGAAGUCGUACAACUCAUGGGACAUGUCUCCCGGUGAGGCGUUCAGGGAUGAGAGCGCCGUGUGCGCGGAUCUAUUCAACAAGGCGCGCAACGAGCAGCGGUAUGUCGCUCUGCUCGGCCAGUCGUUCAAGGCGAUCAACUCUACGUUCCCACUCCACGCUAUCUUCGACUCGAGUCGUAGCGGUGUGCAGAGCAUCCGCCAGUAUUGGCACGACUGGUGCAAUAACAAGUGGGCGGGGCUUGGGCCUAGACCUACUCUCGAGCUCCAGCGGAGAGUGCAUGCGAGGGAUCCUAAUUUCGACGCGUUUGUUUGGGCGACGCCCGUUGGGUUCAGCGAUGGGACAAGCGAGGUGGGGGGGUUGGGUUGGCAUGCGAAUUGUUCUUCAGAGGUUGCUUAUAUUCCUAUGCCUGAGAAGGGCGCUUUUAGCCAGAAUUACUUUGAGACGUUGCUAAGGAGCUCUAGGGGCGUCAAGUCCCGUGGGUUCGGCAAUGGCGUGGUUGGGGGUGAACAGGGCGUUAAGUUGGAGAGACGCUGUGAUGGCAAGUGAGAACAACCAUGGUCUAUUGUACGCAACCCUUCCGAGUUGGAUCUCGAUACCUACCCAAGUAACACCAUGG